AUGCUUCCCCAGGCUACGUUCUACCCGUGGUCCGAUAAUUUCGAUAAUAAGUUAAGGAUUUUACAACGAAUGAGCAUCUAUCCCGAUAAUUUGUCGGGUUUUUUAGACGACGUAUGUCUCGGGCGUUUUUAUGACGUUUGCAAGAAAAAGUUACACGUCUCUGAGCCUAUCCAGUUUGCACGAUUUAGUUCCAUAGAUCUGCUACAGCUGGGUCUGACAGAAGCUGAAGUCAACCGACUGGUGUGUCGUUUACUGGACCUUGGAUUACCGAUAGGAAAUCUACUCCCUACCGGAGACGAUUCUCUCCACAACACAGAUCAAAUGUGGCGCUCUCAGCUGGACUUGAGGCCAUCUCAGAAUGCAAACUACCGACAUACUAGAUCCAAACUCCUCCGAAAGUUGUUUGGGAAGAAGCACGACUUUUACUCUAGUGCACCGGUUUCGCCCUUACAUCGGUAUCAUCAGUUUGAUAAAGCCCCGCUGGAUAAUUCGCGUUGUUCACGUCCUCGUCAGAUGUCAACUAGACACGACUCUCACGUUUCUCCGGAAUUCUCUGCUGCCAAGUCUUAUGAACCAACUGUAUCACAGACAAACGCGCUUCCUCGCAUUUCACGUGACAAUGAUGUUCAUCGCGAUCGGGAUUAUUCACUAGAACUUCCUAUGGAUCCGACGGCCUUACCCACACCGCCUUUAACCUGCUUAAUUCCGGAGCGGGAUAUUAAAGUGCAUUCUCGCUUGGGUGUUGGAUCAUUUGGCAUCGUGCGCCGAGCGGAUUGGACCACCCCCUCUGGUGAUGUGGUCCCUGUUGCUGUAAAGUUGCUUCGGCCAGAGGCGAUGGCUGGAGAUCAUUUUGCUAGUUUUCUGGACGAACUUCGUGCAAUGCAAUGUCUUUCUCAUCCCAACCUAAUCCGCCUCUAUGGUGUGGUCCUUUCUAACCCAACGAUGCUGGUCACCGAGCUUGCUCCACUCGGCAGCCUGCUCCUCCAUCUGCGAGCACACUCCAUAUGUGCCAACGCUGAAAGGGCUUCUGGUCGGCUUCCGUCGGUGCCAACCGCCCUGCAAGUAGACUCUCUAUGGGAUAUGGGAGUUCAGAUUGCUCGUGGAAUGGCUUACCUGAGCGCUCGUGGCUUAGUCCAUCGUGAUUUGGCCGCGCGAAACAUUCUUCUGGCAGCUGUACGACGCAAUGAAUAUCCACAAGUGAAGAUUGGGGAUUUCGGCCUUGCUCGGACCAUAACGUGUCUACCACCGGAACAACUUACUCCGAUCGACGAAGGCCAUGAUUUCCCUCGUGCUGCAUACAUGGGGAAGCUUGAACAACGUAUUCCCUUCGCCUGGUCUGCUCCAGAAUCUCUUCGAAAUCGUAUGUUCUCUCAGGCCAGCGAUGUUUGGAGUUGGGCAGUUACCGCCUGGGAAUUGUGGACUAAUGGCGCCGCUCCUUGGCCCAACAUGAAUGCAUCCCAAUUACUGGCUGCUCUCGAUGCCGGGCGCCGCCUUGCUUGGCCACGAUCACUUUGUCCUCGGCGGUUGUAUCAACUCAUGCUCGCGUGUUGGCGCAGGGAACCUAAUCGGAGACCUUCCUUCGCUUAUUUGGCCGACCGGCUUGAUCGGAUUCGUCCUUUCGAGGUAACUGCCACUCAAACGUUUGAUGAGGCCGAUCGCUUGGGUCUGGAAUAUGGUGACCUGGUGGUGGUCCUGGAUUCGCAGCCCGACCAGUUUUGGUGGCGUGGACAAAACAGACGUACGGGUGACUUGGGUUCCUUCCCCAAAAGCAUCGUAAGACGCGACUUGGUGUCAGAUUCCAAACAGAAGCCCUCACUACUGCCCCCCGGGAUGUCUGUUGCGAGCAAAUCCCCUAUGAACCGAUAUUCACCCUCCUAUUCCCGCUUCGGAGACUCCAGUACCAGCACCACAAACGCCCACCAUCAACGCAAGUGGUCAUUAUCCAGCUACAGUCGCGAAGCUGCAUCGGGCUCCGCAGAGGAGACCAAUAAUUACGCGUGCAAGGAACAGGUCGGAUUGGACGGGACCUGGUGCCCGUUGCGGGACUCCUCUAUUCGCAGCUCGAUCGACCGUCGAAUCACACAGGGAUCUGAAGAUGAGUACUCCUGCUCCAGCAUUGACUUUGUCUCUACUGAUGGCCCCUACUUGGAGCAUUACGAUGGGGAAGAUGACGAGCGUGCCCUGCUAGACCGUACACCCUCCGGGUCUGUUGGAACUGCCUGUUCCACUGUGAUCAGUUACUGCGGUUCGAAAUCCAAAUGCUCUUCUUGCAUGGUUGAUUUUAACGAUUUUGCAUCCGAAACAAAUGACUGUCUCGUGAACGGUUCUCUGCUUCCUCCUCCUCCCGGACCACCGGAAGACGAAACAAUUGGGACAACUUCGCCACCGGAGCACAGCAGGCUUUCUGCACAUCACCAGCGUCCGUUAUCUGUACAAGAACCUUUCGAUCUUCUCCAGAGUACUCCACGCAAUUCUCCGGAACCAGCGACGAGGGCGCGCUCCACCUCAUUCUCGAAUGUAAACUGUGAGAAAACAGCGUCAGAAACUGCAAACCACUCAACCGAUUCUAUGACACCUCUCAUCGAUCUGCAUAGCCCGACACCUCGAGCUCCGUUUACAUCACCCCAGCGAUUUUCAUACCUCACCCCUUCGGCUCCGGUGUACCUUCCUCGCUCGUCGUUCUUUCCUGCUCACCGACCCGCUGCGUUUGGGACGUCGUUCCCUCAGUACGCAGCCUCUGCUUUUUCAUCGUGUCCUGCACCACCUCCCUUGAAUUCCUUCGCGCCCUCAACCAGUACUGCGACAAUUGACCCCUUGGAUCCGUUUGAACUGCCCUCAGAAACCGAGCGCACGCUGUCAGCUCUUCUUCCUGAGCCACCCGAUGAUCCGUUCGAUUGGGACAGACUAAAGCGGUGCGUCUCCUCCAUGGAUCAUUGCAACCCAGACAGUCGUGAGAGCACACCGACGCUACUCACCUCUAGCGAGUCUGUGAAUACGGCCCGAGUGGAACGUGAGCUUCUCGUCGGAUCUGCCGCUCCAAGAACUCCGUUUCAUUCACACGAAACUGAAUAUGCUGCCAAAUUCGCUGAUUUCACCCGACGUCAGUCUGCUCCGAUGCAGAAUUCCGCAUUUCAACUAAGUAAUCCCAAAAAGGACAACUUACAAACUUCCGGUUCAACUGGUGCGUUUAACACCGUAAUGGAUCCUUUGGCUGGAGAGAUCGAUUGCGUUCGCGCACAAGUUCCUGGUUGUUCAAUCGAUGAGGCCAGCCAUGCGUUGACUUAUCUUCUAAAUCCCUUUGCCGUCUUGAAUCCUUGCUUGUCUAUCCCACCGCUGCCGUCUGCUCCUCCAUAUCAAGCCUCUUUAAAUCAGGCCAGCGCACAUGAGCCUCAACACGUCAUCAUUGCUCGCAUCCAACUCGCCGUACGCUUAGUUUUGGCCCACCGAUUGUGUCGUCUUGGCCUUAUUGACUGGGAUAGAAGUUGCCAAGUUUUAAGCUCCUUCCAUUGGAACUUAUUCUCUGCAGCUGAUUGGUUGGUUGAUCAGAAAUUAAUCAAGCCCUUUCAAUUCACUUAA
Messenger RNA from Dicrocoelium dendriticum, 3576 nucleotides. NCBI's taxonomy places the organism in Eukaryota, Metazoa, Platyhelminthes, Trematoda, Plagiorchiida, Dicrocoeliidae. The record is from the annotation of a GenBank genome assembly.